CCAAUAUCCAGGUACAUAGUACAUACAUGUCGAUGGACGCCUCAUUGAUUCGAGCUGUGUAUGAUUAUAUAUGCAUAGUUUACCGCGGCAGGUAUGGGACAUGUUCUCUGGGUGUGUUGGGCAGGGCAUUUGGUAAUAGACGAGAAGCCAAUGAUGUCGGUAUGAUUCAUGACUGUGCACUCGGGUAUGUACCUACAUGUACAUGGAGUGAAGAGACGACACAUGAUAGCCAGCCGGUCGCCAGCGUAUGGAAACAUGCCAAACCAAAACACCGAGGCAAGACAUAUGCGCAACAUGCAAUCGCCCGAUUGGCAGCUAGCGGCUGUGAGAGAGGAGGGAGAGGGAGAGAGGGAGCAGCGGUGAGCUGGUGCACACACAUGGACACACACACCACACACACAAAUGCAGUACGUAAGCACGCAACCAGGCAAAAGGCAUCCCACUACUACUCUGCCGGCGCUGGGGGGGGGGGGCGUUUCGCUGGACUCGUACUGUCAUGUAUUCUAUUCCAUCUACCGGCGAAGACCGUCAUGCACGCCCGUACCCACGCACGCACACACGCACACUCUGGCAGGGCUGCUCCUUGCGGCAUAGUCGCCAUUGCUACGACGCGGGUCGUCACAUUUAGCGGGCCUUCGCCGCGCCGCACUCUCCCUCCUCCUUCACUCUUCCACCACCUCCCAGGAAACAAAACACCAAAUCUGCCGUUUUGGCCUCUCCACCUCCGCUCAGUUCGCACGCGUUACGGCCAGCACCUCACUGAGCCUCGCGCUACUGCUCUCAACGCUCGGCUGUCACUAGCCACUGCAACGACCGUCUCUGGCCGCACCUCCGGAAUGCCUUUGAUCGAUGGCGAGAAAUUCGCAUGCUCAUCUUGCAUCAAAGGUCACCGUGUAAGCGGUUGCACUCACAACGAUCGCGAAUUGCACCACAUCAAUCCAAAAGGCCGUCCUGUCAAGCAAUGCGAGCACUGUCGCGGUGCCCGCAAAUCAAAAUCGCACCAUGCGAAAUGCGAUUGCGGUGACAAGAAGGACAAGGACAAGGUGAAGGACAAGGCCGACCCCAACGCCUGCUGCUGCCACUCGGGCGCAAAGUGCAUUUGCGGCGGCAAGAAGGAGUCCGUCGAUCUGCGCUUGGACACCAGCAAGCAGACUCUCCACGACAUGCGGGCGCGACCCAAGGUGGUGUCAACACACUCGGAAAACAACUUGACUGUAUUUGCCAACGGUCACCACCGACCUUGCCACCGAAACAACAUCUCGGCCCACGUUUCGGGCGCCCCGUACAAGAUCCCUCGUCCGCAUACCCUUCACGGUCACUCUGCAUUCACCUCUUUCACCCAGGGAAAUGCGUACCCUCAGGUGGACGCAGCCGCUCCACGCUCAAUGGAUACGCUGUCGCUUUCCAACAACGACUUUUACCAGAUGUUCGGGUCUACAUCCCAAGCCGAAGCGCUGCCGAUUUCGCCUCUUUCGGGCAGUCUGGAUACCAGCUGUUUCCAAGAUCUGUUGCUUACCGGUCGAAGCUCGACAUUUGGCACAGGAACCCAAUCCCCAGCUGAGAGUAAUCUGGGAGAAGCAAAUGGCGGCUCACAAUGGCCCUUGACAAGCAAUCCUACGUCAUUGAACGCUCGGAACUUUGGUUACGGCAGUCUCUCAACUUCGCCUUCGCAAGAUUGCCUUCCAAUCCUGGGCGAUGACUGGCCGAUACCUUCGGCAGGUUUGGCCGAUCAUACGUCUUGGACUGCAGGUGACCUUCCUCUUGACUCGAGCAAGCUGGGUGAAGAUUUGCUACAGCCAAUCUCCCAUAGUGGCGAGUCGAAACAGAGUGCACCCGGGCUCUCGGUCACUUCCUCUUCUCCGUCGGAAGUGGGAGAGCCGACUUUCCUCGGCGAAUUCGAUCCCAGGGCCACUACUACGACCGAGACUUUGUUCUGGGAAGAUAGCCCUGCCUUCCGACCGCCGCCUGCCAAUGCAAACGACAGCCGAUUGCCAACCUCCAUUCCCCCGCGCUCUACCCCAGAGACACAUAGCCUCCCUGACUACUCGAAAACUUUCAACCCUGUUGCAGCUGCUAUGACGAGUGGCGAUACAAACCUGUACAGCGAGACACAGUCAAUUGCCAUGCCAAACAAUGCGGAUGACGCUCUCGCCGCCAAUGAUUGGUUGUUGAAUACGGCGGACGAGUUUGCUAAUUAUGCGGCCACAUUCGACCCUUCGACAUUCUCAGAAUGGCUGUAGUUAUUCGAGGUGCUACUCUCCAUGUGGUGCACAUCUAAUUUUACGAGGCCAUGAUUCAUGAUGACCGGUGCGUUUCUAUUCACAUGCUAAAACCAGGAUUGGUUUUGGUAACAGCGAUCCGCUCCGACGGGCGGAUCUUCCGACCUCGGUCGACCUGUAUAUAUCACAAUUUGGCUCUCGGAUAGCUCUCUCUGUGGGAUGACUAUCUUUGAGCUCUUGUUUCAUAGCUAUUUAGGGGGACUGGUUCAUGGUGGGCGGUACAGCACACAGUCGCAUUUACAAAUUCAGGCGAUGUCACUUUUGUUUUUUGAAAAUCGCUUGCUCCCUCACUCGCCAUCUCAAAAGCUCAUCUUCUAUAGACCAUGUUGAUUCAGGCGUUGGAUCGUCGCUGUUGUUGUUGCUGUUGUUAAUGGGUGUCGGAUAGAAUACAAGACAAGCAUGAUUCAUCUAUGACGUAUCUUCCGCCGUAUCUAACAAGUCGGUGGAUGACAUAGAAGAAAGCUGGGCUGCUGCUGAUGCUGACUGUAUGCGAUGUGACCCUGGGGGGAACGAACGAACAUCUGUGGUUCAGGUGACGUCGCUAACCCAUCCGUCGGCUGGUUGGUUGGGAUGGAUGGAUGGAGCGACGGGGUGGUUGGCGCUGCAGGCGAAAGGAAAAAAACCCCCCCCCAGCCAGCCCGCCCCGGGCUGACGGACGCACACACAGGUUUCCCUUGACCCGCUCGCCCUGCGUUGCCCUGCCUGCCUGUCUG
This is a messenger RNA of Periconia digitata, 2992 nucleotides long. The record is from the annotation of a GenBank genome assembly. Lineage: Eukaryota; Fungi; Ascomycota; Dothideomycetes; Pleosporales; Periconiaceae.